Messenger RNA from Canis lupus familiaris (dog), 2607 nucleotides. RefSeq names its product SEC22 homolog B, vesicle trafficking protein (gene SEC22B). Gene Ontology annotation, molecular function: SNAP receptor activity. The record is from RefSeq and is a predicted model, not a curated record. Gene Ontology annotation, biological process: retrograde vesicle-mediated transport, Golgi to endoplasmic reticulum; endoplasmic reticulum to Golgi vesicle-mediated transport; vesicle fusion with Golgi apparatus. Gene Ontology annotation, cellular component: ER to Golgi transport vesicle membrane; SNARE complex; Golgi membrane. The coding region runs from base 163 to 810 and encodes 215 amino acids. Lineage: Eukaryota; Metazoa; Chordata; Mammalia; Carnivora; Canidae. The transcript is spliced from 5 exons.
UCGGAAGCUCCGAAACUGGUUUCCGGCCACCUCAGCGGGAAGCGCAGACGCAGGCAGCUGGGUCUUGGGAACUAAGGUAGACGUCUGACUGUUGUCGCGGCGGAGGAAGUCAGGACGUCUGGGGCCACCCGGGCCAGCGUUGGACCCCUGAAGCCCGUGAAGAUGGUGUUGCUUACGAUGAUCGCCCGUGUGGCGGACGGGCUCCCGCUGGCCGCCUCGAUGCAGGAGGACGAACAGUCUGGCCGGGAUCUUCAACAGUACCAGAGUCAGGCCAAGCAACUCUUCCGCAAGUUGAAUGAGCAGUCCCCUACCAGAUGUACCUUGGAAGCUGGCGCCAUGACUUUCCACUACAUUAUUGAGCAGGGAGUUUGUUAUUUGGUUUUGUGUGAAGCUGCCUUCCCUAAGAAAUUGGCUUUUGCCUACCUGGAAGAUUUGCACUCAGAGUUUGAUGAACAGCAUGGGAAGAAGGUGCCCACUGUGUCUAGGCCCUAUUCCUUUAUUGAGUUCGAUACCUACAUUCAGAAAACCAAGAAGCUCUACAUUGACAGCCGUGCUCGGAGAAACCUAGGCUCCAUCAACACUGAAUUGCAAGAUGUGCAGAGGAUCAUGGUGGCCAAUAUUGAAGAAGUGUUACAACGGGGAGAAGCACUCUCAGCGUUGGAUUCAAAGGCUAACAAUCUGUCCAGUCUGUCCAAGAAAUACCGCCAGGAUGCGAAGUACUUGAACAUGCGUUCCACUUACGCCAAACUUGCAGCAGUCGCUGUAUUUUUCAUCAUGUUAAUAGUGUAUGUGCGAUUCUGGUGGCUGUGAAGUAGUGUAUCCAGUCACUGGCAAGGGUAAACCUAGAACCCGGCAGGUGUAUGUUUUCAGGAAGCUGAGCUCACAGAGAUGUGUAUUAGAAUUCCAAGUGGAACUUUUGCUUCUAAAGACCUUGCAAGGAAAGCCAUGUCCUGAAAAUGGAGUGUUACACCUCAUUUGAUGAAGCUUACCCCUUUGUAGAAAGUCUCUUUUGGGGGCAGAGGCUUUCUCUGGGUGUUGAGCUAUAUAUGUUAGGGAACAGUAGAUUGUUUUAUUUUGGUUUUUUUCCCUCCCAGUGUUUUUACAUUUUUAAAAUAGCACUGAGUGGGGCAUUUUCUUUCUCUAAUAGAGCCAUCAGUGAGAUCUGGCUUAGCCUGUGCUAGCAACAGUCUGAAAUUCCUUCAGAGAAGGCAGCCCGUUGGAAAGGUUUUUGACUGUAUCUAAUCAACAUUCCUUUUGUUGGUGACAUUUGUGAUUUUCAGUAAUUUAAGUUUUUGAUGGCCUUGUAAAAAAGACUCCACUAUGUGAAGGUUAAUUGCUGUGCUGCAAAGAUCUUGUCUAUUGGCCCCUGUAGGAAGUUAACCUUUUUGUUUUCCUUUUAUGACAUUUUGCUUAUUGCACAACUGCUUUAGGGAUAAUUGAAUUAUAUUCAGAUGUCUUGAAAUUAUAUUAUAGCACUCCUUGAUUAAGAAGCUAAAGUGUUUUCUGUCAUUUACUUUGUAAAAGACUUAAAUUUAGUUUGGGACGUUCUUACUUUUACUUUUCAGCAUCCGGUUUGUAGUAAUAGAAGAGUAAGUAUAGCAUACGGCUAGCCAGAGCCCCUCGACUUAAUGGGAAGAUAGGUCCCAGCCCAUCACUACAGCUUUGUCUUGCCUCUUUUUACUUUCUCUACUCUCUAGUAGUAGUUUUCCCCAUUCUCUUUUCCUCCUUCUGACAUUUAAAAAAUUCCUCUGUGCACAGUAGUUUCAUGUCCCAUAAGCAUUCUCUCAGGAUAUUCUCAAAUUUCAAAAUGGAAAAUGUUCAGCUAUGUAGUUAGAUUUAAAUUUUUACAGAGCAGCUACUCAAACUACUAAAUAUAUUUAUCUGAGAAGGUCUCUGAGAACACCUCAUACCUGCUUCAGUUUAUGUAAAUUCUCUGAGAAUGUUCUAGAGAUAGGUAACUCAUUUCAGUGGCUUCUAUUAACAAAUAAAAGUACCUGCAAUUUUUCCCUUUUUUGCUCAGGGAUGAUGGGGAUUUCCUUUUACCUUCUGAGGUAGGAUUUUUUAAUUGAGGAGAAUAGACCUUUUAAAUAUUAUCACAAGGGUCUACAGUAUAACCUGGAACUUACACAUACUGCAGAUAUUUCUUUAAAGUCAUACAGGAAAAUGAGCCAACUUCUUAACAUCUUUGGAGAGAACUUUAACUAGUAAACAAUUUUAUAACUAAGGAAUCAUCAAAGCUACUGUCCUGAUUCCUGAUAGGGAAAAAAACAAUCCUAUUUCCUUAAAGCAAGAAGAAGUGGCUUAUUUUGUUCCUGAUAAUUUACAGAACUAGAAUAAAUUUUUUUCUUUCCAGUUUGGACUUAAAUCUACCAAUUGGAGUCUGUGCAUGAAAUACGAAGUUACUUUUUAUAGAGAUUAAGUGCUUUUAAGUCCCUAGAAAGCUUGUCCCUAGAGUAAUGAUGUUGGUAAUAAAAGCCUCAAAAUCUGAAAACCUUAGUGGUACCAUAGCAUUUGGUUCUUCUACCGAAGUGGAGUGGCAGCUCGUUGUUGAGAGUUGCAUGCAGCAACCAAGUGGCCAGCAAUGAAAUAAAUACUUCUAGAAUGUUC